GCUCUCUCUCUCUCUCUCUCUCUCUCUCUCUCUCUCUCUGUGUAAUGAAAUGGAAGCCAUCAGAAAGCAAGCAUCAAAGCUCAGAGAACAAGUCGCCAAGCAACAGCAAGAUGUUCUCAAACAAUUUGUUGGCGGUUCAGACAAUGUUGAAUCGUGUGAAACUGAAAUCCAACAGAGUGAUAAACUCGAGAAGCUAUGCAUAUCUACUCGUGCUGCCAAGCAUUUUCAAAGAGACAUUGUGCGUGGUAUAGAAGGCUUAAUUGUAACUGGAUCCAAGCAGAUUGAGAUUGGUACGAGGUUGUCUGAAGAUGGCCAAAAAUAUGGCAGUGAAAAUACAUGUACUAGUGGCAACACUUUAUCUAAUGUCGCACUUACCUAUAGUAAAGCUCGUGCUCAAAUCGAAAAAGAGCACGAAAAUCUGCUGAAACUGCUUCGAACACAGGUUACAGAGCCGCUACGGGAUAUGAUAGUCAGAUCUCCAUUAGAGGAUGCUCGUCGUCUUGCCAAGAGAUAUGAUAGAGUGAGACAAGAGACGGAAUCUCAGGCCAUUGACGUUGCCAGAUGUCAAUCUAGAGCAAGGGACACGAACAUCAAUUCAGAAAACAUGUUAAAGCUUGAAGCUGCAGAAAGGAAGCUUUACGAGCUUAAGUCAAACAUGUUGACCUUGGGUAAAGAGGCAUCUGCUGCAAUGGCUGCUGUGGAAAGUCAACAGCAAAGGUUGACUCUCCACCGACUAAUAGCCAUGGUUGAAGCCGAGCGAGCAUAUCAUCAACGUGUACUACAGAUACUCGAUAAGCUUGAAUUGGAGAUGUUGUCUGAGCGCCAACGUGGCGAAACUACUACUUCUCCAGCUGGCUCAUAUGAAGGAUCAACUGAUGGCUUGGGUUACUUCUUGGGGGAGGUCAUUCAUCCGUAUCGAGCGGAAUCUGAUGCUGAGUUGACAUUAGCAGUUGGUGAUUAUAUCGUCGUUCGAGAGGUGAGGAACGAUGGAUGGGCAGAAGGCGAGUGCAAAGGCGAAGCUGGGUGGUUUCCUUACGGGUUUAUUGUUAGACGGAAACGUAUUCCUGCAACUGAAGUGGCUCAAGUAUUCUAACUGCGAAUCCUUAAAUUCAUUUGUGGUAUGUUUUUUUAAACCUUGGAGUUCCGUCUUGCUGUAUGAAUGAGGUCAGUGCAUGUUGUUGCAAGCUCGAUUCGACGAAUUUUUGAGUUAAUUAACUUCAACUUUUAAAGUUCGAUAAAAAUCAAUGGUGAUGAAUUUGUUUUGGCUAAAAGUAUAUAGUAAACAAGUUACAUGUUGCCUAUAAAUCAAUUCUGAAGAGGACGAAUUUAACUCUGUUGUAACUUGUAAGAAGUCCAGUUGUUAAAAGCAAUUGUACACUUGUGAAUAAUUUUAUUAAAUUUUUUCCAUG
Molecule: messenger RNA, 1409 nt
Organism: Erythranthe guttata (spotted monkey flower)
Lineage: Eukaryota; Viridiplantae; Streptophyta; Magnoliopsida; Lamiales; Phrymaceae
Product: SH3 domain-containing protein 2
Molecular function (GO): protein binding
Source: RefSeq, a predicted model, not a curated record